Molecule: messenger RNA, 1245 nt
Organism: Aureobasidium melanogenum CBS 110374
Lineage: Eukaryota; Fungi; Ascomycota; Dothideomycetes; Dothideales; Saccotheciaceae
Exons: 3
Coding region: 1-1245 (414 amino acids)
Source: RefSeq, a predicted model, not a curated record
AUGUCUGAAGAUAGGCGAAAGUCAACGCGAGAGUAUCUCGGGAUCGCAAUCGAUCAUAGGCUGCAGUCGAAGCUCACUGGACUUGAUCCUCCACAACAAUUCCCUUCUGGUGACGCAUUUAGAUCGAUCUUGGAAGAGCUCCUGGAGCUACGCAUGAAGCCCUUCAUCUCCAGUCUCGAUAAUCACGAAUAUCUUGUAACGAAGCAGUUGUUGAGACCGACGAUGAUAGGUGGGGUUAUUGCACUGCUUCAGCAACCCGCCAAUAACCACCCACUCAGGAACGGCUUGAAUGCUGUGACAGAUGGCUCUCCCAUCCUCAGAGUUCUAAGAGAGGUGGAACAGAUGAUCACAGGUGUUCGGGGUGAGAUGGGCAUUUUGGACUCACUUCCAUUCAUCAAGCCAAGCAUAAAACUUGAUGACACGUCAAAAGUUGACGUAAGAUCUGCGGUCUUCAAGAUCCUCCAGGACAAGUCCUGGAUGUGCGGAGAGCUAGCCGCGUUCAGGUCACAAGGUGUGGGCAAAGUCUUCAGCAGCUCAACAUGCACCAGCCAGAUCGGAAGCUCUUCCUCAAGAAUCAAUGCAUUCCAUCCUAGCUUCAUGCUUCGGGACGUAAUGUCGACGGAUAUCCUUGACUCCCUCAGAAACUCGCUAGUGGACAUAACACACAUCACCACAGAAAUUUCAACUCGUGGACCGGAAUCCUGCGAGAAAGAUCUGUAUGACAGACUCGUUAGUCAUGAUCUCAGCUGUCUAUACUGCAAUGCUAGUCUCUGUCUAGAAUGGAUUGCAAACACAGGGCUUGAUCUCGCAGAAAGCACAACAAGCUCGGAGUCCGGCCCGAGAACCAUCGCUAUGAGGCUACUUUCAGACUUUUUGACCGGGAUUGUGAGAACAUUUGUAGGCGGAAAGCGCUUGGUACGCCAGAAGAGAAAAUCAACAGGUGUCGCGUACUUCAAUGGUCUCCGAGAAACCGAGCGGCUUAUGAUCGGAAAGCGUUGGUGUGGGUCUGAACGUCUACUGAAUGUGACGUGCCAGCUCUUGCAGCAGACAAAUACUCUCUUAAACUCGCACUGCGCGAAUGAAAAGAUUGCAACCUGCUUACGAGGGGCAUCGUCAUGCCUCUUGCACUUUGCGAUUGGUUUCGAGAAUCUACUUGGAGACCUGUUCGAAAGGAAAAAGGAUCAGUGGUCAUUACAAGCGGACGAACUCAACGAGCAGUUGAGUCGUAUUCAGCUAACGCUCUAA